AUGGCAAAAGAUGACCAGAGGUUGAUGAGAGACUGGAGGGACAGCUUUGGUAAACCGGUCCGUCAGCUGACCGUUCGAAAUCAAAAUACCAAGGACAAUGUAGGUACACUUUCAUUGUUCGCAUACACAACACCAGAUCAGCUUCCAAGACCAUUAGAUUUUUCCACCAGAGACGACCUCACAGCUAGAGAAACAGUGGUCACAGAGAUUGAGCAGGAAGCUGUCAGAGGAGCCAUUUUAUUUGAGGCCAACAGUGACAACAGUGUUGUGGUCGACAAGCGCGACCACAUACGUGGAUACCCGGACAGGGGACCCUUGUUUGUUGGAAUUGUCGUAGCUGAUGUCACCGACAAGGAAGAGAAUUCUUUUUGUGAUAUUGAGUUUUUUGUUUCUUGUCUGCUGUUUACUUUGAAUGAAAGCGUACGAAUCCACCGAGAUGCUAUCGUCAGUAAAGUGGGGGAAGAGCAUUUUGCAAAAGGGUGCGGUUUUGUGAAAUUGACGGAGGUAUCAUACGAGACAUUUCUUCGAUACCAAAAUGACGUGGAAGACCUUUUGCCAGAUAAAGAAGGCGGUGAAGAGGACAGCGAGCUCGACUCUGAUGAUGGUGAAAACCCAGAAGACGUCGUCUUUGGAGGAAUGCCACUUCGCACAACAUCCGGGAGAACUGCCAUCCGCCCC
Messenger RNA from Porites lobata, 678 nucleotides. NCBI's taxonomy places the organism in Eukaryota, Metazoa, Cnidaria, Anthozoa, Scleractinia, Poritidae. The record is from the annotation of a GenBank genome assembly.